UGUAGUAGCCAAAUUAAUAAAGAAAAACGUUCACUAAAAGUUAAGAAUAAUCCAAUCAUGAAUCAGAAGAGAGAGAAAGAUAAUGAAGAAUGUUUAGAAAGAUCAAGAAAAUGUCUGUCAUAGGUAUAUCUUCCUUAGAAGGGCUUUUGGUUUGGAACAAAUUAUGGGAGCAAUUUCAUGUGAUAAGUGGUUGAAAAGUUGGUUGCGAUUUUGAUGGAAAGAGAUAGUGGGAUCUUUUGUAAUUUUUUUUAUUAAAAUCGCAUUUUCGGUGUAGUAAUAAAAAGAAAAGAAAAUGGAAGCAGAAGAUCAAAAGGGUCUAGAGAGGGUUUUUUCACAGAAAGCGUUAGCAAUGAGCAGUUCAUUUCCAUGUCAAAUUUGUGUAGUGGGUUUUCUAUGUGGGAUUUGUCUCACUUCUCUGUUUCUUGCUGGUCUUACUUCAUUUGGUCGUUUCGAAUUCGACGGGAUUCAGUUUCAUCAAAUUUCAUCUGCAAUUUUGCCUUGGAAUUCUGAUUCUCAAAUUAUCACAAGAGACAGCAGCUCUAACCCUAUGAGGGAAUUGAAUCCGAGAGAUCAUAAAUCGUGUUGUGAUGAAGAAAAGGUAUCUUUGCUAUAUUCAGCAUGGAGUACCUUACUAAAUGAAUCACACGACCCAUUGACAAGCACAAAAUCAAAUGUUCCGAAUGCCCCUCAUUUGGAGAAGUGCAAGUCAAGAGCUCAGAUGAACAAGCGGCUUGAUACACGUGUUGGUAAGGCAACAUUUCCCCCAUGGAGUCUUUGGAAAGGAUCAUUAGACAUCUACUCUAAGGGUUCAGAAGAUGAGCAGUUGAACGAUUUCAGAGAUCAGGAUAUAUCUGAAGGUGCUUAUCCUCCCUGGGUUACGGGAUCUAAUGAAGAAAAUUACCCCUUAACAAGAAAAGUGCAGCGUGAUAUAUGGCUUCAUCAGCACCCCUUGAACUGCCGUGACCCUAAUGUAAAGUUUCUUGUGGCUGAUUGGGAAAGACUCCCCGGAUUCGGUAUAGGGGCACAAAUUGCUGGAAUGUGUGGACUUCUUGCUCUUGCAAUUACUGAGAAGAGAGUGCUCGUAACAAAUUACUAUAAUCGUGCUGAUCAUGAUGGCUGCCAAGGUUCAUCUCGUGGAAGUUGGGCGUGUUAUUUCAUUCCAGAAACAUCUCAAGAAUGCCGAGAUCAUGCUUUUGAGCUCAUGCAACAAAAAGAAGCAUGGGAAAAGGAUAUCAUAAAAUCAAAAGAUAAUUACACUUCUAAAGAGAUAUGGGCAGGACGGACUCCCAGAAACUGGGGUACGCCUUGGAGUUAUUUGCAACCAACAACAGAAAUAAACGGGAGUUUUGUAGCAUUUCAUAGAAAAAUGGACCGAAGAUGGUGGCGAGCACAGGCUGUACGGUAUCUGAUGAGGUUUUCAACUGAGUACACAUGUCAUCUUAUGAAUGCUGCUCGACAUGCUGCGUUUGGAAAGGAGGCUGCAGAAAUGGUCCUCGCCAAUCAUAUGGAAGAAUGGCACAAGGAUGACACGGAAUACCCUGCAUCGGAGAUAGAAAAAUACGUAUGGUCAAAUCACAGACCCUGGAUCCCGAGACCACUCCUAAGCAUGCAUGUAAGAAUGGGAGACAAAGCUUGCGAAAUGAAGGUCGUGGAAUUCAAAGAGUACAUGCGCCUUGCUAAUAGGAUAAGAAAACAGUUCCCAGACCUAAGAGGCAUUUGGCUAUCCACUGAGAUGCAAGAAGUCGUCGACCUAACCAAGCUAUAUGCUACAUCUGGAUGGAACUUCUACUUCACGAACGUGAAAAGACAGGUCAGUAACAUAACAAUGGCAGCCUAUGAGGCGAGCCUAGGGAGAAAGACCAGCACGGAGUAUCCUUUGGUCAAUUUCUUGAUGGCUACCGAGGCUGAUUUCUUUAUCGGAGCGUUGGGUUCCACUUGGUGCUUUUUGAUAGAUGGGAUGAGAAAUACGGGAGGGAAAGUUAUGGCGGGAUAUUUGAGUGUUAAUAAGGACAGAUUUUGGUGAUGAGGAAGGAUUGACAGUUUAAGAGUUAUCAUAAAGUCCGAUCACAUUCAACUACAGUUUUGAUCCCUUAUGUAUGUGCAAAAAACAGAUAUGAGGUGAUAUGAUUUGCUGUAUGUAUAAAGAGUAGAAUGUUGUAUAUUCGAGGUUCAUAAACGUACCAUACAUUGUAUAAUUAUUUCAUGAAUAAUUAUCUCUACAAUUUACAGAGUGAGCA
Messenger RNA from Beta vulgaris subsp. vulgaris (sugar beet), 2237 nucleotides. RefSeq lists its product as hypothetical. Gene Ontology annotation, molecular function: alpha-(1->6)-fucosyltransferase activity. The coding region runs from base 293 to 2023 and encodes 576 amino acids. Gene Ontology annotation, biological process: protein N-linked glycosylation. The transcript is spliced from 8 exons. The record is from RefSeq and is a predicted model, not a curated record. NCBI's taxonomy places the organism in Eukaryota, Viridiplantae, Streptophyta, Magnoliopsida, Caryophyllales, Amaranthaceae.